Kockovaella imperatae is the source of this 1429-nucleotide messenger RNA. RefSeq lists its product as hypothetical. The transcript has 2 exons. NCBI's taxonomy places the organism in Eukaryota, Fungi, Basidiomycota, Tremellomycetes, Tremellales, Cuniculitremaceae. The record is from RefSeq and is a predicted model, not a curated record. The coding region runs from base 431 to 1240 and encodes 269 amino acids.
UCUCUUCAGUUUACCCUCUCUCUCACUCUCUCUACUCGAUGAGAUCCCGCCCUGUAGCACCUCUAUAGCAUGCUCACUGCUCAUUGUUUGCUCAGGACUAGACGAUCCAUCUUUCCGCACUGCAUGUCAACAACAUGUACCAUGACGCACCGUCCCUGGCGAUCAAUCCAAAACAAACGUCCUUGAGUAAUUAGACAAAAUCCCUGGUAUGCAGACUACGCUGCAAGCUACUGACACCUUCCCGCUGUUGACGAUGCACGAGGGUUUGUCCUUCUGUCCUUCUAACAAAGAUAUAUAAAGGGUCCUCUGCUCAUGCUCUGAUCCUAAACCAUCACUCUCUCGUCUCGUCUCGUCUCUCCUCAAAUCUCUCCUCUUCGUCAAGUUUGAUACUUGCUCUAGGUCGAUCCUACACACACCCACCUCCAACACUAUGCGCUCCUCUAUCGUCAUCGCUGCCUUUUCCGCCCUUGCGCUUGAAGCGUUUGCGGCUCCUGUCAAGAGAGGAGGAAUCCUCGGUGGGGACAUUCUCGACGGACCCAUUGUCAGUGGGAACUCGAUCCUCCCCAUUCUCUCCGACUCGAAUCCCACCGUUGUCUCCCCCUUUACCCACUCCUCCUCUAAACGAGACGGUAUUCUCGGUGGAGAGAUCCUCGAUGGACCCAUUCUCAGUGGAAACUCGAUCCUCCCGAUCAUCUCCACCUCGGACCCAUUGGUCGUUUCCCCCCACACCAAGUCGGACAAGCGAGACGGUAUCCUUGGAGGUGAUCUCCUUGACGGGCCUAUCCUGAGCGGAAACUCCAUACUCCCCAUUCUUUCGGAUUCCGAACCCACCGUGGUCUCACCCUUCACCCACUCAUCGAGCAAGCGUGGAAUCCUCGGCGGAGACUUGCUGGACGGCCCUAUUCUCAGCGGCAACUCGAUCCUCCCCAUCCUUUCCGAUUCUGAGCCCACGGUCGUUUCCCCGUUCACUCACAGCGACAGCAGCAGCUCGAAACGAGAUGGCAUCUUGGGAGGUGACCUGCUUGAUGGACCCAUCCUGAGUGGAAACUCUAUCCUCCCUAUCCUGUCGGAUUCCGAACCCACCGUCGUCAGCCCAUUCACCCACAGUGACAGCUCGAAGCGGGACGGUAUUCUCGGAGGAGAUCUUUUGGAUGGACCCAUACUGAGCGGGAACUCGAUCCUCCCCAUCCUGUCGGACUCGAAUCCCACCGUGGCCAGCCCGUUCACCCACAGCGAGUAGUACCCUAGUAGCAUCUUGUUUUGUUUGUUUGUUCACCUUCGAGAGACGAUGAUUGAAUCAUCAUCACACAACUGAGCGCUUGACGCCGAGGACAAUUUUUGGAGAGACGAGAGGACAUUUUUAAACAAGGCAUAGGACGGUUUGUUUGUCCUGAGCCAGCCUUUAUUAUAUAGACAGUGAUGUAUGGAC